Cololabis saira (Pacific saury) is the source of this 5085-nucleotide messenger RNA. RefSeq names its product myomesin 1a (skelemin) (gene myom1a). NCBI's taxonomy places the organism in Eukaryota, Metazoa, Chordata, Actinopteri, Beloniformes, Belonidae. The record is from RefSeq and is a predicted model, not a curated record. The transcript has 38 exons. Bases 185 to 4978 code for a protein of 1597 amino acids. Gene Ontology annotation, molecular function: protein binding.
GACUGCCACCGCGUCCACAGCCCUCGCCCUGCUGCUUUGCCUGGGUCUGGACCUGCUUUAGCUUCUUCUGGAAUAACUCACCUUUUCUCAUAUUUUCAGCUCUUGUUGAUUGGUGGAUUUGUCUUUAUUCUCGAGCUGGUAAAGUAAAGGACAGUGAUUGUAAGGUGGCGGAGUGUCCCUCAGGAUGUCAGGAUCCUUACACGUGACACAGAAGCAGCAUCUGCAUCACCAGCAAGAGAAGCUGCAUCACCAUGAGAAGCUGCAUCACCAUCAUGAGAAGCUAGAGCACCAUCAUGAGAAGCUAGAGCACCAUCAUGAGAAGCAGCAGCUCCAGCAUGAGAAGCUGCAUCACCAUCAUGAGAAGCUAGAGCACCAUCAUGAGAAGCAGCAGCUCCAGCAUGAGAAGCUGCAUCACCAUCAUGAGAAGCUAGAGCACCAUCAUGAGAAGCAGCAUCACCAGCAUGAGAAGCUGCAUCACCAGCAUGAGAAGCUGCAGCACCAGCAUCACUAUGAGAGCCGCUCUCACCUGAGCAGCAAGUCAUCUUUUAGCCAGCAGGCGUUCUCCUCUCACAAGGCCACCAGCCAUCGUCAGAAGACCUCUGUGAAGACAGAGACGGGGCAAGAGGUGCUUAAACUGAGCCCGCUACCCAAGAGAGCCAAACGCACCUACCUGGCAAUGGACAAGGACAAAGAAGUUAUUGGCUAUGUCAUUCCUAUGUUUAGAGCCAAUCAUGAAACGGUUCGGGGUCUGAUGGAGAAUCAGGAGGAACACGCUACAGAGGAGGGGAUCAACUAUGUGGCCAUGAGGAACCUGUUUGUCAGGGAGGCCAAGGAGAGUACGGAGGUCAAAGUGGAGAAGAAAACCAGAAGUAUGCAUAUCAGGGAGUCUGCGGACCGCAUGGAAAUGACCAAGACGAUGGAGGAAUGGUCAGAGUUUCGCAAGAAAAUGAACCCAGACAGCCUGACGCACGCUCCGGAGUAUAUCGUCAAGCCCCGUGGACAGACUGUCUGGGAGGGCAAGACGAUCACGCUGCACUGCACGGUGGCCGGAUGGCCCAAACCCAGGAUUGCCUGGUACAAAAAUAAUGUGCUCAUCGAUGCCAAGGCUCACUCCCAUAAAUUCAGAGCUGAAAGCAGUUACAACAUGCACUCCCUGGAGAUCAAGAAUUGUGAUUUCCUGGACACUGCUCAGUAUCGCGUAUCCGCCCUUAAUAUAAAAGGGGAAGUUUCUUCUGUGGCCACUGUUGUUGUUAAAAGGUUCCAGGAUGGUGAGGAAGCAGGUCCACUUGAUCCUAAACCACAUGGUUUCUCCCCUGAGCAUGGUGUUACUUUUAACACCACUAUGAUUGAGAAAUUUGAAGUGGGCUUCGGCACUGAGGGGGAGACAUUGAGUCUGGGAUGCACCGUCAUAAUUUACCCAACUGUGAAAAAAUACCAGCCUGACGUUGUGUGGUACAGAAACUCUGUACCCUUGAAGCCUUCUAAAUGGGUGCACACCCACUGGACUGGGGAACGUGCUUUUCUCACUCUCACCCACCUUAACAAGGAAGAUGAGGGCAUGUACACCCUUCGCGUCAACACCAAAUCUGGCUUUGACACCCACUCCGCCUACGUGUAUGUCAGAGAUGCUGAAGUGGAGGUAGAAGGGGUUCCUGUGGCCCCCCUGGAUGUGCACUGUCAUGAUGCCAACAAGGACUAUGUGGUGGUGACCUGGAAGCAGCCAGCGGUGGAGGGCAGCAGCUCCGUCCUGGGAUAUUACAUCGACAGGUGUGAGGUGGGCACCCAUCACUGGGCUCAGUGUAACGACAACCCCGUCAAGUACGCCCGCUUCCCUGUCACGGGACUGGUAGAGGGCCGUUCCUACGUCUUCAGGGUUCGAGCCUUGAACAAGGCAGGUGUCAGCCGGCCGUCUCGCGUCUCUGACGCCGUGAUCGCCAUGGAUCCACACGACAGAGCUCGACUCAGAGCCGGGCCGUCAGCACCUUGGACAGGGAUGAUUAAGUUCACUGAGGAGGAUUGCACUGUGGGUGUCGUCCCCGGAGAACCCGCUGAUGUCGUGGUCACAGAGGCGACCAAAAGCUAUGUGGUGCUCGCCUGGAAGCCCCCCUUGCAGAAGGGUCACGAAGGAGUCAUGUACUACAUUGAGAAGCGCGUUUCAGGGACCGACGACUGGCAGCGGGUGAACACCGGCAUGCCAGUCAAGUCUCCUCGCUUUGCACUUUUUGACCUGGCUGAAGGUAAAUCCUACAGCUUCCGUGUUCGUUGCUGCAACUCGGCCGGUGUGAGCGAGGCCUCCGUCUCCACGGAGGAGAUCAUCGUUGGGGAUAAACUUGACGUGCCGGCGGUUCCUGGCGAUCCUGUGGCUGCCAGGAACACAGACACCUCUGUGGCGGUCUUCUGGGCGGCCUCUAAGGAUGUGAAGCACUUGGCUGGCUACUACAUUGAAUGCAGCGUGGUGGGAACUGACGUCUGGAUGCCUUGCAACAACAAACCUGUCAAGCAAACCAGGUUUGUUUGCCAUGGCCUCUCUACGGGGCUGAACUACGUGUUCAAGGUAAAGGCAGUGAAUGCUGCUGGAUACAGCCUGAGCUCCUCCAUCUCCGAGGCUGUGGUCGUCAAGGCCGCCGUCGCAACACCCAGGCAGCCCACCGGCGUCACCCUGCACGAGGCUGUCAAGGACUACAUGGUGCUGGGCUGGAACGCACCUGCUGAUGACGGAGGAGCCGAUAUCAGAGGAUACUUUGUGGACUACAGAUCUGUGAAGGGAGACGUGUAUGGGAAAUGGCAUGAAAUGAACCUCCAGGCUUUGACCACAACCUCAUAUAAAGCUGAAAACCUGAAGGAAAACGUCUUGUACCAGUUCCAAGUGCGUGCAAUGAACAUGGCAGGUGUGAGUAAAGCCUCUCAUGCCAGUGCAGCGUUUGAAUGCAAGGAGUGGACCAUCACUGUUCCAGGUGCUCCUGUCCAUCUGCACGUGCUGGAGGUUCGUGACACCACUGCUGUGGUCCUGUGGGACAAACCUGUGUUUGAGGGUCGCAGUCCUGUCACUGGUUACUAUUUGGAUAUCAAGGAGUCCUCGGCCGGGGAGAAAGGCUGGAAGGCUGGUCACGAGAAACUCAACAAGAGGAAGUACAUGAAGGUGACUGGGCUGAAGGCUGGAACAUCCUACGUCUUCCGUGUGCGUGCCGAAAAUCUUGUUGGAGUUGGAAAGCCCUCAGCACACUUAGGUCCAAUCCUGGCCCAGACUCGCCAUGGCAUCAAAGAGAUUUAUGUGGAUGUGGAUGAUGAUGGUGUGAUUUCUAUGGUCUUCGAGUGCUCUGAGAUGAACCAGGACUCUAAAUUUGUUUGGUCCAAGAAUUACAAGGAAAUCACAGACUCGUCCCGUCUGACUGUUGUCACCGAAGGGGGCAAAUCUAGGGCUAUCUUCAACAACCCCUCCAUGGAGGAUCUGGGCACGUUCUCCUGUGAGGUCACCAACACUGACGGCUUCUCCUCCAGCUACACACUCACUGAGGAGGGUCUUCUGCGUCUUCUGGACAUUAGCUACGACCAUAAGUUCCCUGUUAUUCCCUUUAAGAGUGAAAUGGCCAUGGAGCUACUUGAGAAGGGCCGUGUGCGAUUCUGGACUCAGCUGGAGAAAUUCACCGCUGACUGCCAUGUGGAGUACGUCUUCAAUGAUGUCAUUGUUGAGCAAGGAAAGAAAUACAAUAUGAGUUUCGACAAGUCCACCGGCAUCAUUGAAAUGUUUAUGGACUCCCUGGAAGUCACGGACGAGGGAACGUUCACGUUUAACCUGGUGGACGGCAAAGCAAAGGGCACAACCAGUCUGGUGCUGAUCGGAGAUGAAUUCAGGGAGCUUCAAAAGAAAUCAGAGUUUGAGAGAGCAGAAUGGAUCAGAAAACAAGGUCCCCACUUUGUUGAGUACCUCGAUUUUGCUGUCACUCCAGAGUGUGAUGUGCUGCUGAAAUGCAAGAUUGGAAAUAUUAAAGAACAGACUGAGAUCAUUUGGGUAAAGGAUCGCAUUGAAAUUACAGAGGAUGAUGAGGACGCGAAGAAAAUCGAGAAAAAGGACAGCGAGCUGACCUUUAAUAUUGGAAAGUGGGUUAUUAAGGAAGAGAAAACAGAGAAAAGGAAAAAAUCACCAGCAGAGGACGCUCGCCAACCACCAAGACCUAAAAUCUCCAAGCACGAUGUAGGUGUUUACGAAAUCUCCUUGAAGGACGAGAGGGGCCAAGAUAAGAGCUCCUUCAACCUGACGGGUGCAGGAUACGAGGCUGUAAUGAAUGAGCUGUUCAGGGUUAUUGCCCACUCUUCCAGUGAAGUACAAGUUCUCAGCACUGAACACGGCAUCGUUCUCCACUCUACGGUCACAUAUUACGAUGAGAACCUGAAUGUUGGGUGGCUUCACAAAGAUUCAAAGAUUGCAGCUUCAGAGAGAGUUAAGGCUGGAGUCACAGGAGAGCAGCUGUGGCUUAAGAUCAAUGAACCCACCGAGAAGGACAAGGGCAAAUACACCAUGGAUAUCUUUGAUGGCAAGGACGGCGUUAAGAGAGCCUUUGAGCUGAGUGGCAAGGCAUGGGAGGAAGCAUUUGAAGAAUUCCAAAGGCUCAAAGCUGCAGCACAUGCAGAAAGAAACCGCGCUCGUGUCGUUGGAGGCUUGCCAGAUGUGGUUGCAAUCCAAGAGGGCAAGUCUCUGAACUUGACUGGCAAUGUGUGGGGCGAUCCCGUACCUGAGGUAACCUGGACGAAGAAUGAAAAGGAGCUGGUCACCAACGACCACUACAAACUCAAAUUUGAGCAUGGCAAGUUUGCCAGCAUCACGAUCGCUGCUGUCACCACAGCUGACUCUGGCAAAUACGCCCUCGUGGUCAAGAACAAGUACGGCACAGAAGCUGGCGAGUUCACCGUCAGUGUGUACAACCCAGAGGAGGAAGAGAGCGCAGAGGCGAGCAAGGCGAGCAAGGAUAAGAAACACUAGAGGAUGAUGUAGUACAGUAAAAUGAAGGCAUUUAAAAGAUGGGCUGUCUCCAAAGCAUAUCACCCUGGCACAUGCCGGUGCAAUAAAUCAUUUCAAUAAAUCUUGAA